Hypoxylon fragiforme is the source of this 1916-nucleotide messenger RNA. RefSeq names its product Ribophorin I. The transcript is spliced from 3 exons. Bases 182 to 1660 code for a protein of 492 amino acids. The record is from RefSeq and is a predicted model, not a curated record. Gene Ontology annotation, cellular component: oligosaccharyltransferase complex; membrane. Lineage: Eukaryota; Fungi; Ascomycota; Sordariomycetes; Xylariales; Hypoxylaceae.
CUUUUUGAAAGGUGUCGGCUUAAGUUUCAAUUAAGUUGGAUGUUGUACUAGUAAUAAACAGCUUCUAUGUAGUGUUAGUAGCAGCUGUCUUAACCUCAACAUUCCCAAGCCAUUGUAUAUUUGAUAUUUGCAUUGGCGCUACUCAUUUUUUUAUGAGUAGUCCGUUCGGUCUUUAUUCGCCAUGAAGUUUACUGCUGUCGCAGCAGCUUGCGUUUCGUUAAUUUCGCAGGUCCUCGCCGAUUCCACCAUUGCUGGAUCCUCAUCUUCUAAGAUCACUCUCCCAGCUACUUUCAAGCCCCCCCAAGUUUUCAAGAAUGCCAAUUUGGUACAUAUCAUCUCGCUAGAGAAAAGCUAUGCAAAGGAGUCCAUCAACGUCCUAGUUGAGAAUGUAUCCCCCGAGCCGCAAGAUGAAUACUUCCUCCCAUUCACCAGCCAGCAGAUGGAGAGGAUCGGAGGCAUUGAGGUGAAGGACAGAAAGGAUGCGACUGUGACAGGCUUCGGAUUAGAAGCUGUCGAGUUUGACCUUUCAAGCGAUAUUCAAUAUUAUCGCAUUAAGUUACCUACACCCUUACCGGCCAAAGGACAACAGACCCUAGGCAUUUCCUUCUACUACCUCGAUUCCGUUGCGCCAUUGCCAGCUGCGAUUCAACAAUCCGAAAAACAGUACCUUGUCUACCAAUUCUCAGCAUACUGUCUAUCAGCUUACCCGACCUUGAAGCAAAAGACGGAGGUUAAGCUCCCCUCUUCUGAUAUUACCGACUACACCAAGCUUGCGAGCAGCGGCGAGACGAAGGAAUUCCCACAGAAACAAGGGUCGAAGCUUACAUACGGUCCUUUCCCCGAAGUUCCGGCUGGCGCAGUGUCUCCGGUCAAAGUACGGUACGAGUUCACCAAGCCCGUCAACUUUGUGUCGCAUUUGGAACGCGAUAUUGAAGUUAGCCACUGGGGCGGUAAUGUCGCUUUUGAAGAGCGAUAUACUCUAUUCAACCAUGGCGCCAACCUUUCGGAGCAGUUUAACAGAGUUAAAUGGGCGCAGGCUCAGUUCUUCAACCCUCAAUCGUAUGCCUUGAAGGAGUUAAGGUUCCCCCUCCGAGUUGGAAGCAAGGAUGUGUACUUCACGGAUGUUAUUGGCAAUGUAUCGACAUCGCGCUUCCGCUCUAACAAACGGGAGGCCAACCUCGAGCUCAAGCCUCGUUACCCUGUCUUUGGCGGCUGGAAGUAUCCGUUCACCAUUGGUUGGAACGCCGAUGCUAAGUCCUUCUUGAAAAAGAAGUCUGGUGAUAGCUACAUAUUAAACGUGCCUUUCCUCGAGGGCCCUAAGCAGCAGGAAGGUGCCGCAUUUGAGCAGACCCAAAUUCGCGUGCUCUUACCAGAAGGCGCCGAGAAUGUCCGUUUCUAUACCACAAUCCCCGAAUCUUCCAUCACGGGUUACACGGUUGAUUUGCAAAAGACUUAUCUAGACACUAUUGGCCGCACAGUGCUGACAAUCAAGGCAAGAAAUUUGGUGGAUGACUUACGAGACCGCGAGCUUAUCGUCUCAUAUGACUAUUCGCUACUCGCUAGCCUGCGCAAACCUUUGAUCAUAUUUUCGAGUAUGAUUACAGUAUUUGUUGGAAUGUGGGCAAUCUCCAAGGUGGAUGUUAAGUUCUCCACGAAAUAAGAGGCGUUUGGUUCUUCUUGGGAUGAGGUAUAUGCGCAUGUACGUUAGAGGGAACUUGGAAGGGGGGGAAUUCCAAAAGGAUUUGGCGGUGGCCUCCAAGUCUAGAGUAGCCCAUAUGGCGUAGAUACGGCACGAAUGAAUGCAAAAAAAGAAUUUAAUGAAUUGAGUCCUCCGAGUUGUCGAUCGUCGCCGUGCUCCGAGGCCAAGAGAUCGGCUAGAUAUCUCGCAUAUGCUGCCGAGCUUCAAUGAGUUGAUA